GUUCGCAGCCGGGCGGGCAGCGCCUGGGCCAGGUCAGGUCGCUCCGCCGACCUUCAGCAGCGGUGGGGGUACAAUCCGGACCAGCCAUGGUGGUCCUGAAGGGCGGAGAGAAUGGAGGUGUAAGGCCCCCCCAAGAGGAGCAGCCACGAGCCCCCCUGGAUCAGCCCUUUGGAAGGAUCGAAGACUGCCUGCCACCUCUGGCAAACUCUUCCACCAAACGGUUCUCCCCAGCCAAAAGGAAACACUACUACAUCAACCAAGCCAUCCGCAACUCGGACCUCAUCCCCAAGGCCAAAGGGCGGAAGAGCCUGCAGCGCCUGGAAAACACACGUUACCUAAUGACCUUACUUGAGCGGGACGAAUGCACCACGGAAGAAGGAGAGCUUGCCCACCCCGCCACGCCUAGCAUCUUCACCCAGGCCUGCAGCAAUGAGACUUACGUGAAAAUUUGGAAUGACUUCAUGAACCGGUCCGGUGAGGAACAGGAGCGAGUCCUUUUGUAUUUGGAGGAAGAGGCUAGAAAGAAGCAGAAAAGCAAGCUGAGCGACAAAGCUGAGGUCAAGUGGAAAGAGCACCCCGCGUACUCGCCCAAAGAGUGUUUCCAGCGCAUCAGCAGGCGCUUGCGAACGACGCUCAAGCGAAGCCGGAUCCCCAUGGGGACCCUGGAAGGUUUGGAGGAGGAGUUACUGGCCUUUUUCUCCGCUAACCCUCACGCCGUCUACACGGCAAUGAUGGACAAUAGCUUUGAACGGCUGCUCCUUCAUGCCCUCUGCCAGUACAUGGACCUCGCCUCUGCCAGUUCCGACUACGAAGGCAAACGCCAAAUGAAGGUCAGCAACAAACACACCAACUUUUUGCCGCCUGACCCUCUGCUUUCAACUUACCUGGAGCAAAUGAGCUGAUGUAUUGGAAGCCCUGGCCGCCUGGAUCCUCUUUCGACAUCCAUGUUUCCAUUGGCGUUUUAGCGUUUAAAAACAAAUGAAUAAAUCGUGUAUUGUGGGGAGUAGGGUUAGCAUGCUUUUGGGGCGGGGGGGGGGGUUUCUUCCCAGCCCCCCCCAAAAAACACUGAUUUAGCAAUCUGUUGCAAGCCAGAGACUGCUAUUGACUUGAAGAGGACCGGAGCAAUUUGUGGAUCUCCUAAAAAAUGUUGCACAUGGUUGCCUAGCAACUGUCUCCCAUCUUUCUUCUGCUGGAAGCUGCGGAGGAGAGGACCAGGACCUAAAGGCAGUUGCUAAGCAACCAUCUGCUUCUUGUAGUUUCCCCUCCAUUGCAGUAGGCCUCAACUGGAAGAGCUGCGCUUGCAAUGUUUUAUUUGAUUUAAUUGGUUAGUUUAAUUGAUUUUAAAAGACUUUCAGUUUAAAGACAUGCCCCUGGUUUAGUCAGGAAGCAGUUCUUUAAAAAUGAAUUGUUUUUAAUAGCUUUUUUAAAAAAAUAAAUCCAUGGCUGAUAUAGUCGCCAUCUUAGAAGAGGUUUUCCUGCUCCUUCAGAGGGAAUGCUUCUUUUAAAAUGGAGCUUGCUCCCUUGGGUAUGGGUGUGCUCUUAAAGACAAAGAGGGAUGCUUUGAUUCCCCUCCAGAAUUAGUUAUCCAUAUUCAAAUUUAUGCAGAUUUAUGGAUUCCUAUUCAUGUUUACACAAAAGCGAGUCCCGUCUGGGUUUCACCCCCGAAUUGUAUGCACUCUCUUUAUAAAUUAAAUUUUAAAGAAAAUUCUCAGGUGAUCAAUUGAAUGCUGUGUUUUAAUCAGGCACCAACACUAUAAAAAAAUUUUUGGAGGGAGGGGAUGUUUUCUGGGUCCCAGGAUCAAUUGAGUUCCUUUAACCUGAAAUAUGUAAGCUUGGACCUCAUUUAACUGUAAGGGUCUUCAGCGUUUAUAUCGCCGCCUUUUCAUUCAAGAGGGUGCAAUGGUGAGAGAGCAUUGCUUUCUCAGAUCAAUUUGACAUAGUAGCUGCCCUGUUUAUUUCACGUUUGAUGAGAAAGCCUAAAAACAUGUUCUUUUCAUAAGAUUUUUUGUGUGCAAACGUUGAGGAACGAAAGCACCCACCCACACACAUGCACACACCAUGAGCCCUGUCCUAUCUGUCCCUUGCACAAGCAGCCAACACCCCCUUGAUUUUCAAGAGCAUCUAUUUAUAUGUCAGCUGGUUUUAAAAAUAAGCUGGUGUCAUUCCUUGGCUUUAAAGGAGAAGGGCAAAAAGAGGACCUUAAUGGCUGGUUUUAGCUUUCGGUUGGGUUAAUUGAGCAUCCACCCACAAAAUGUGGAUGCCUUAAAUUCUAAACAGAUUCCUGGACAGUGGAGGCAUGUGUGUGUGUAUGCUUUGCUGCAACUGGGCAGGUCUAGUGAAUCAUGCAAGGAGAGCGUAAUGAAAAUCGUUCUCUGUCUUUAGAGGAAGACUGCCAUGGAACAUGAAAGCUCUCUUUUUUAGUUGCAAUAGCUCAUGGCACCAAGAGACUUUGUCUGUCUCACCCUUCAUUUUUAUCAACACACUCAGAGGUGCGCUGUUUUGGUGCCAUGUCCCACUUUGGUGCCUCUGUGUCGGAAAAGCCUUCCACACUUUUAAUCCACAUUACUUCACUGUGAGACGCUUGGUUUUUGGAAUUAUGUCUUGCACGACUGUUGUGAGUCCACAAUCUGGAAUGUUCCUGGCAAAGACUAUAGCACUGAUCCAUCUGCCACCAAACUGCCUCAUUUUCGUAAACGUCAAAUGACAAUUUCAGAGUUCCUUUUAUUCCCCCUUGGCAGAAGCCAACACAUUUUGUAAAAUGUAAGAUAGGGUAUCUUAUAUAAUAUAUAUGUGUCUGUACGUAUGUAUAUGCCAAUAAGCUUCAAGGAGAAUUGAUAUGGGUAUAUCUUCACCGCCCCAAAGUGCUGUGUGCUGAUAAGAUGGCUCUGACAAAAGCUUGUCCUCUGUACGUUGGCCUGUUUUUGACAGGAUGGAUAUCUCUUGUAUCUUGUUUUUAAAUUUGCUCUCAUAUAUAUCAAUCAUUUUGCAAAGUUUUGCUCCUCCUCACAUCUGGGUUCUCUUGCAUGCUAAAAAAAAGUGGUGAACCAAAGUUGUGUGUUUUUGUUUUUCACUCAGGCUGCCAAGCUAGCAGUGUCUACUUGAGAAUAUUCUGCUUAUUGUGAGUUGUGGGUUUAAUGAAGUAUUGUGAUUCAGAGACUGUUUUGAAAAGAUGUUUUACAUUUUUUUUUGUAGAUAUGGAUCUUCUGUACCCUUUCCUUUAUUUGGUGGAAACCCUUGAGUGAGAGAUGGUGGGAGCAGUGGGAUUUUACCAGGCAGCCGCUUUCUUUAAAUAAACUGGCUCUACUUGUAAGUAAGCAAGUGGUGAAACUUUUCCUGAAUAUAGGAAAAGCUGCAGGGAUAGGGUUGCAUAUUUGAAAGCUCCUCUAUGGGAGAAACCUCUGCAUGUAGAAAUCUAGCCUGUAAAGGAGAUAGUUUCUACGUAGCUUAUUGUUUGGUGUGCUAGUUUUCUGUGUGCAAGAAGAAUGGCAAGGCGGGGAGCGUUCAAACAUCCCCUCAUACAUGCAGUGCAGUGGUACAGUCCAGCCAAAGCUGUACUACUUGCUUCCAGAGAAUGUAUAAACUGCCCCCAAGGUUGGAUUUUGUGACAUCAGCAAACCAUGGUUGCUUUCAUAUGAGCUGUUUCUAUGUAAAUAAAUAUUGGUGCUUUUAA
Messenger RNA from Elgaria multicarinata webbii, 3670 nucleotides. RefSeq names its product R3H domain containing 4 (gene R3HDM4). The record is from RefSeq and is a predicted model, not a curated record. Bases 87 to 902 code for a protein of 271 amino acids. The transcript is spliced from 8 exons. Gene Ontology annotation, molecular function: nucleic acid binding. NCBI's taxonomy places the organism in Eukaryota, Metazoa, Chordata, Lepidosauria, Squamata, Anguidae.